AUGCCAGGCGAGACGAGUCACAGAGCGUAUUAUAAUGGGUCACUUUUUAAGGAUCAAGCAGAAAAAGGCUUCCGGCGUCUCACGAAAACUCAACCAGUGGGUCUGAAAUACAUUGGAAUUGUUCUCAGCGUCGUUGAGGAACAACUGGAUUCCUCUGGAAAUGUCAACGAACUGCUGGUCAAGGCAGCGCCGUUGACCGAGCAAAACAAGCCGAAGGCAUUUGUGCACUGGGUUUCACGUCCAGUAACCGCUGAAGUGCGACUGUAUGAACGAUUGUAA
Molecule: messenger RNA, 279 nt
Organism: Ostertagia ostertagi
Lineage: Eukaryota; Metazoa; Nematoda; Chromadorea; Rhabditida; Trichostrongylidae
Source: the annotation of a GenBank genome assembly